Molecule: messenger RNA, 1578 nt
Organism: Neocloeon triangulifer
Lineage: Eukaryota; Metazoa; Arthropoda; Insecta; Ephemeroptera; Baetidae
Exons: 5
Coding region: 25-1182 (385 amino acids)
Source: RefSeq, a predicted model, not a curated record
UCGGCAGUCGAUAAUGCGUGGUCGAUGGGCACCGUGCGGGCCCUGCACCAGACAGUCGUGGGCCUGAGAACGGCCCUCGAGAGCUGCAAGCAGCAGGGCGAGCUGCUCAGCUCGCAGAACCGCGAGUUGCGCGAGCGCCUCCGCAUGGACGACGACGACGACGAGCUCGACGACAUCGAGCUCAUCUUCACGACCGAGGGCGCCGGCAGCGUCCCACCCCAGGAGCCUCUCGAGUCCAUCACCGAGGACGGCGGCCCGCCGUCCGGCGCUCACACGCGAUACAGACCCCUUGUACACAGGGAUGCGUUGCGUGCGACCCGCGCCCCAGCUGCGCCCCGCAGCAGCGCGGGCGCGCAGACGGACGUGACAGCCGUGCAGUGGCGCAGCGAGGGCUUCCUCAACCGACGGCCGCUGCGGCCCAUCUUGGGGCCACGAGCGAACGGCAACAACACCAAGCCGCUGUCCAACCUGGGCUUCACGGCGAUGGUGCCAGAGCUGAGUCGCUCGGUGGACCACGACCUGGCCCGGCCGCCGCCGCGAACCGUCGAGCGCUGGCCUUGCGAAUGCUUGGCCGCCUCUGCCCAUCACUGGGACUCUCUCCGAAGUCCCUGGUGCGAUAAGGAACGAAGGCGUUUUUCUUGGCGAACAGCACAGAGCAGCGCUGAGACAAAUCGUGGCACCCUGACCAGAAACAGCGCAGUCUGGGGAUCCGUCCCAGCGUCACCUGACGUUCCUCCACCAGGGCCGUUUAUCGAGUGGGCAGGAGAUGAGCAGUGCUGCUGCUGCCGUCGCCGCGUCUUCUUGUCGUCGCCGUCUCUCGCGGCGCCGCCGGCCACGUGGCUCGUCCGAGGCUCACUGCCCGACUUGCGGGCGCCAGAACAGCUGAUGCUGGACCUGCGACCUCCACUCACGUCGCGACCAUUCCUGCCACGACAACUGCGCGACCUCAAGGAGGAUUGCCUGGCCAAGGUCAUCGGGCCUGAAAAUCGCGUCCUGGUCGGCAGAGUCCGAUUCGUGGGCAGCGCCAGCGCGGCCGGUUUUAAGGAGCCGGUCGUUGGACUCGAAGUGGCCGAGUACGGCGACUCGGACGGAACCGUCAAUGGACAUAGACUGUUCUCCUGUGAGCAGGGUCGCGGCCUAUUUGUUCCGUUUCGAAAAGUCAUCCUCGCCUGGCACUGUUGAGACGAUGAGAGUCCACAUUUAUCUCUCCGUGUAUAAAUGUUUCCUACUCCACCACAGUAUCAGCUUGACGAUUUCAUUUUUUUUCCUAUCUACCAUUAAUUAAUGUAUACCAGAUUCACCCACAACAAAAGAUACAUAGGUUCUUCUUCCAAUCACAUAAGCAUUAUUCAUGUUUGAAUAAUAUUAAUAAUCCAUCAUUGUUCUUCUCUCGACACGAAAAUUAAAAGACAACCUUUGCCUUACAAAUUCGUUAGAGCAAAACUGCCUCUUGAUAAUGGCUUUAAUGUUCAAAAGUAAGAAGUAUGUUUUCCCAAGACUGUGAACUGAGAUAGUUUAAAAAAGGCAGCAGUCCUGCGGAUGUGUAAUUUAAAUGUUCUCAAUAAAAAGCAAAUUCCA